GCAGUGCCCGACUCUUGGCUCCGGCCCGGCCACCAUCCGCAGUACCCUUCGUUCCGUCCUGCACAAUGAUCGUCGCCAGCAUUAGAACCAGUUUCUCCCGCGUGAAGCAUCAGCUCUCGAAUAAUUCCUGCGAGACGCUUUUUUGGCUUGUUAAUUUUAUGGCUAAGUUUGGAGGCUAUUCGUUUUUUCAAAAGAAAAUUGGUGCGCCAUUUUGGUUGCUGCACCUCGGCCUCACUUUCCAUACAUACACCAUCGGGACCUUCAUGUACAACAAGUUUUACGCGAAGGAUGUUGUGGACUACGUUAACAGCUUCCUCAACAUUUCAGUCUUGCUCCUCAUCAGCAAUGCUGGCUGCUGGACCUUGUUCAAAAGGUCCAGCUUUCAGGAAGCGCUAAGUAUGGUGAAGAAGAACGACGACCUGGUGAAGGAGUCGGAGAGGUUCUCCUCGGAGCACGCGAGCCGGCUGCGGUUCAUCAAGAUGCUGGUGCUGGCCAAUUUCGGCUUCCACUUCGUCAACGACGUGUUGAUCUUCUCCACCGCUAGGAUUAUCGACGUCAAUGACAUCAUAGUGUCUGCUUGUGCGGGAUUGAAUCCACUAUCGGGGACUCUGAACAUGGCGGUGUGCAAAGCUGCACUAACAUUGCAAGAAUUCACGGCCAUUAUCGUGGUCGGGACGUACGACGCUGCUCUCAUAUUCCUCGUCACCCACACCACCGCCAUGUGUGACAUUCUUCGACUAGAUAUCGCCAGCAUCAGAGAAAUUUCUGCCGAAUCAAGUCACUAUAGAGACGAAGUGAUAUCGAAUCGACUCAAAAAUAGUAUUUAUCGUCAUUCAAAAAUUCUGCAGACAGUGAAAAAGCUACAACAUAUAUAUGAAAUUUUCAUUGGCGUCGACUUUUCAAAUUAUGCCAUGUCUCUCUUGGUAUUUUUCGUAUUACCACUAGAUAUUUGUUUAAAAUUUGGUCCCCUUGUUUCUCACAAUCUUCUUGUGUUCUUUCUGUAUUGCUUGUUAGGACAACGACUCACAACAGCUGCGGAGAGGAUAGAAAUAGCGAUCUAUGACUGCGGCUGGGAGAACUUCACAAAAAAAGAUCGCAUAACGGUGUUAUUCAUGCUGAAGCAGUCGCAAAAGCCUGUCGUACUGUUUGCAGCUAAAGUUGUACCUAUCUGUAUAUAUACAUUCGCAUAUGCAAUGCAGACGAUCUACAAAUUUGUCACCGUAUUUAAAGUCUAGUCUGUCAGGAAUUAGUAAAUUUUAAUGCAGUGAGUAUAUUACGAUAAAUAAAUAUAUAUGUUCUUAUUUCAAAUAUGUCAUAUAGAUAAGUUUAUCGCACCACCUUGCUAUCUAUGUUUCGUCCAAUUGUUGGUAGAGAACGUCAUAUACCAUUCAAUCCGCCAUAUAUACUUUUUUGUAUUGUGUGCAAUAAAGUUUUAAUUAAAUAUUUUAUGACAUAGGUUUGCAGAACUGGCCGAAUGGAUAAAGUUCAGAUCUAUGUCAGCUACUUAUUCGAAAUAAAUGCAGAACUUUAUUUUGUCUUUUCGUGUGCCUUCAUGAGUUUUUCGUGUGUACCAUGUAGAAAUGUGUUGAAUGAAAACUAUUUUUA
Plodia interpunctella (Indianmeal moth) is the source of this 1605-nucleotide messenger RNA. Its product is annotated as odorant receptor 10a-like. Gene Ontology annotation, molecular function: olfactory receptor activity; odorant binding. The record is from RefSeq and is a predicted model, not a curated record. The transcript has 4 exons. Gene Ontology annotation, cellular component: plasma membrane. Gene Ontology annotation, biological process: detection of chemical stimulus involved in sensory perception of smell; sensory perception of smell. Bases 66 to 1235 code for a protein of 389 amino acids. NCBI's taxonomy places the organism in Eukaryota, Metazoa, Arthropoda, Insecta, Lepidoptera, Pyralidae.